Molecule: messenger RNA, 711 nt
Organism: Pistacia vera
Lineage: Eukaryota; Viridiplantae; Streptophyta; Magnoliopsida; Sapindales; Anacardiaceae
Product: ankyrin repeat-containing protein NPR4-like
Exons: 2
Coding region: 1-711 (236 amino acids)
Source: RefSeq, a predicted model, not a curated record
AUGAAGCAAGUGGCUGACAUGAGAGUAAAAAAAGACAACAUUUUGCAUUCCGCUGGAAGGUUUGUCCCUUCAGAUCAAAUUCUGGGUCCCGCAUUGCAGAUGCAGCGGGAGCUACUAUGGUUUAAGGCUGUGGAAAGUUUUGUUCAUCCAUCCCUUCAAGAACAGCGAAACGAGUCCAAUAAAACUCCUAGACAAGUGUUUACUGAAUCACACAAGAAUUUAGUCAGAGAAGGUGAAAGAUGGAUGAAGGAUACUGGUUCAUCAUGCAUUAUUGCAUCUACACUCAUAAUCACAGUAGUGUUUGCUGUGGCUUUCACUUUACCAGGUGGCAAUACGAAUGAUGGGAUCCCUACCUUUUUGUCUAAGAAAUCUUUCAAAAUCUUUAUCAUAUUUGAUGCGCUUGCACUCUUUUCAAGCAGCGCUUCGUUGCUGAUGUUCUUGGGCAUCAUUGCUUCACGUUAUUCAGAAGAGGAUUUUCUGGAGUACUUGCCAAAUAAUUUUGUUAUGGGCCACGUCACUUUACUCUUCUCUGUUGUAUGCAUGGUGGUAGCCUUUGGUGCAGCCAUUUGCAUGACUCUUGCUCAUAUAUGGAUACCACUUUUUUCGCCAGUUGCCCUUGUUGGUUGCCUCACAAUGAUCUUAUUUUCAAGGCUGCAGUUUCCUCUUUUGGUUGAAAUGUUCUCAUCCACUUAUAGACCACCCAUGUUUUAA